Molecule: messenger RNA, 270 nt
Organism: Microbotryum saponariae
Lineage: Eukaryota; Fungi; Basidiomycota; Microbotryomycetes; Microbotryales; Microbotryaceae
Source: the annotation of a GenBank genome assembly
AUGCGACAACUCGGUCUCACUAUGCGCCGGCUCCAAUCCCCCCUUCGAGUUGCCUUGGCCAUGACGAUCAACAAAGCCCAAGGUCAGUCACUCGAUUGUGUUGGCGUCAAUCUCCCUGCAUCCCGUCUUUACUCAUGGGCAGCUGUAUGCGGCAUUGUCUCGAGCCAUGAGUGUUGGCCGAGUCCCACGUGUUUGUCCCCUCUCGCGUGCUACCCCGUCGAUGAUGACGACGACCAACAAGCCUUCGAUCGGCUGCCGCAACCACCGUGA